AUAGGAAACUGACUUUUCAAAUAAUAUUAUAGAGAUAAGAAAGAAAAAGUAAUAUUUCGGGAUUUAAAAAAAAAACAGUUCAAUUUCCUUUUUGUGGUUAUUUAAGAAUCCAUCAUUUAAUGGAAUAUCCAAAAUUCAUAAAGUUCAAUUUAGACAAACACUUUUCAAGAAGUAAACAAAGAUUUUUGUAUGCUAUUUUUUUUGACAUAAAAAACCAUCAUUUUUCGUAUACUAAUUAACCUUUUCAAACCACCAUUUUAUACAAUAGUAAAUAAAAUAACAACGGCGUUGGGACUGAAACAAUUGUCACAUACAUAUUUCAGUAAAUGCAUAGUUAGUAUUCACCACAGACAGUCAAAAUGUUAGUGACAAAUUAAGAUCAUAGGUUAAACUUUGUUAGUAGUUGAUAUGCAAUGGUGCAGUCACAAUAAAAUUUGUUUGGAACCCCCAAUUCUUUUUUUUUUUGAGAAAGGGCCUUGGAACGCCCAAAGUUUUCGGUUAAAUUUUACCGCCCUGAAUGCACAUGGUACAUAAUACAUCUAUAGUUUUGGUUAAAGGUUAAGCACUAGCUAGAUGCAUCACGAGAAAAAAUGAUAAUACUAUUAAAAUAUUGUAAAAAAUAAUAAAACUUCUGCAUGAAAAUCAGGGCAGAUCUGAGAAAAUUUAGCUACAUAACAUCACAUUUCGCAAUGGCAAGGGUCAUAUUAACGCAUAUGGCCUCCCCUGGAUAUACCCUUUUCUGCCUGUUUUUGUGUUCUUUAAUUGCAGUUUAGAAUCUUGUUAUUGUGAAGACUGAAGACUGUGAAGUGGAAAUAUGCCACACUAAUUAUUAUCAUUUAUUUAAAAUUAAAAUAAUCAACUAAAGCACUAUUAAGUUGAAGUGUUUAACUUUAAGUAAAAGAAUUGGAAUUAACUCCUGAUGGUUUUUAGAAGCAUAUCAUAAAGCACUGGUCCAAAGGAUUACAUUUUUUUGGCUUAUUUGCUUAACCAUAAAGAUGCAGUUCUUAUAAUAAUCAUACAGUUUUGGAACAUAGUUGUUGGUAAUCGAAUUUUUAUAUUUUUCUCUUAAUAAUGGAUAACUGUGAGAUUCUUGUCAGCAAUUAAAAUAAACAUUUAGCCUCAUUAUUUGUAUAGUAACUAUAUCUUAAGCUAUAGUAAAUCAAACAAAUUGCAAAAUUAUCCAUUAGGCAAUGAUUAGUAGGGAUGGGCAUUUUGGUUUAAUUAUGGAUCCAGUUCGGUUUAUUUGAGUCUAAUUUUUUUUUAACCAAAGACAAUCCAAAUUAGUUCGGUUUGGUUUAGUUUUAGUUCGGUUUGAUUUGGUUUUGUUUGUAUUUAAUUUGUUCAGUUCAAUCGAGUUGAUGUUCUAGUUUUGUUCUAGUUCAAACCUAUUAUAUUUAUAGGUAAUUUUUUGGUUUUGAUGUUAAUGUAUGAAAUUCAUAUUUAUUUAUUUUAUUUUAGUUGUGUUUCUUUUAUUCAUUUAGAAGUAAAAUAUAUAAAUAUAUUAAAAUUUUAUAUUAUUAGGAUACUCAUUUUAUCUAAUUAAAUAUACUUCAUUUUUUUCGAUUCGGUUUAAACCAAACCAAACCAAACUAUUUGAUUUAGAUAAAAUUUUGAGGCAAAUGGUUUAGAUAUAUAUUUUGGUUUGGUUUGGUUUGGAUCAGAUGAGUCAGUUUGGUUUGGUUCGAUUCAGGAAUUUGUCUAGCCCUUUCCCUACUGAUUAGUAAUCACGAUAAUGAUUUGGUUUGGGGAAAGAUUAUCUAACUAAGGCCCAAUCUAUAUAUAAUAGCAAACCUAUUUUCUGUUAUCUAUGAUGUAAUCAGUUUUUAUAGGAAAAAAAAACUUUAAAUCCAACAGUCAGAUUUGUUUCUAACUUUUCAUCUAAGGGACAAAAAAUUCCCUUGCUUUUAGUCGCUUACAUCAUCAAAAACUGUAGCACAGUAGUUACUUUUCCCAAAUGGUUUCAUUCUCAAACAAUACAACCUUUUUUUUUUGGUCAAAACAAUACAACCUUUAAAUCACACCUCUUUAAAUUACACCUCUCUGAUCAAUAUAUGUUCAAACAACACAACCCUUAAAUCACACCUCCUUAAAUUACACCUCUCUGAUCAAUAUAUAUGUAUAUAUAUGUUCCAUUUUUUACUUAUGAUGUACGGUAGUAACUCAGCAGCCAUCUCCUGUACGGGGCAUCUCAAAAGCGUCCCGAGAAGACGUUUUGUAACGGUGAGAGGACGGCAAAGAAUUUUUGGGCACGUUUCAGGAUGAGCGAAUUUACAAAUUGACACUAGAGGACCUAGAAUUUUUAUGCUUCUCUAUACCAAGCAAGCAAUAUAAUGUUAAUCAAUCGAAAAUUCGAUUGGGGAAUCUAUAUUUCAAUAUGCCGGCGAGAGAAAUGGAGAUUACAGAGUUAUGGGGACCGUUCGAACUGUUUUGAUUAGGGUCAACUGGACGGCCCCAGAGUAUAGAUUUACGUUCAUGUCCAAAACUUUAUUAGAUUUGCUCUUUACUUUUUCCUUACGUAAUUUAUCCCAAGAGUAUGUGCAAAAUAUUAAUUGUAAUUGUGAUACAGCUAAUAUAUAAUUCAUGUACGUACACAUUGAACUUGAAUUUAUAAUAUUUAAAAUUUAAAAUUUAACUUUUGAUUUUUAUAUGUAGUAUAUGUAAUCUAAUGGAUAAGAUGAUGGCAAGAGAAGGAGAUGUCUAUUGAAUAUUUACACGCUGCAUACUGAUUAGGCUUGUGACUGCAUACUGCAUAUCCAGCAUCACGCUGGGACAGUGCUGAUCAUCCUUGCUGGUGAGUUUUAACUUCUGCCCCUUUUUAUUAUCCAUCUGGUAUUCACUAUUUUUGCCACCUGACACAAGACCAUUCAAGAACAACGGUGUUCCUUUGACACGUGUUAACCAGUCAUAUGUUAUUGGCACACCCAUUUUGGAACCCUCUGGUGUUAGCCAAGAAAAAUUAAAUGAUGUGUUAUGGAAAGGUGGCUCGAGUAGAAAAACAGGAAGGAUUAAGGUUGGGCAAAAUAUCCGAACUCAAAAACCUUUCCGAACUCGAUCCAAAAAGUUGUAUCGAACCCAGACCAAAACUAUUAAAAUAUAUCCUAGCAGAUCCAAAAUUUUGAUAUCUGAAGAACUGAACCCAAACCCGACCGAAUCGAAAUAUUAGGUACCCGAAAAUAUUCAAGUCACAAUUUAUAAACUUAAAUAUAAUAAUUAUUUUUAGAUUUAAUAUCUAAAAAUACUCAACUACCUGGAAUUAAAACUAAGGUAUCCUAACAGCUCCAAAAUUUUAAUAUACGAAGAACUGAACCCGAGCCCGACUGAAUCAAAAUAUUAGGAACCCGAAAAUAUUUGAAUCACAAAAAUACUCAAAACGUCUGGAAUAUUUUAAAUACCUACUCCAAAUAUAUAAACCAAAUCAGUUUCAUGUUAAUUUUAUAUAUUUAGCAUACAUUAUUCAAGUAUAUAUGAUGUAUAUUAUUUUUAUUUUUAAUUCUAAGAUAUAUUAGGGUUUUUUAAAUUUAUUUACAUAGUUUUAAUGGAUAUUCUAACCCGAACAUAAUUCGAAAAGAUCCGAACUAAAUCCGAAUCAAAAUCUAUAAAUAUACGUAUAAGGUUUAAAUAUUGACCCAAAAAUCUGAGAACCCGAGUAGACCGGAACCGAUCUGAACGGUACCUGAAUGCCUAUCCCUUAGAACAGACAAAUAACCUUCUUCGAGACAGAGAAAUAGGUAAUAGUAUUUAUUGGGAAAUAUAUAAAUUAUUUUGAUGAAAGGUAUAAUACUACCCAUUCCUUCACAUGAUGUGUAUCCACAAAGGAAGCAAGUCGACCAAAAAGUUGUGGACGGAUCUUUGAUAAAAGCCAUUUAGGAAAUUCAAGAGUUUUAAGUCUUUGUACAAUUGUUUUGUUCUUGAUCAUUUACUAUAUACAUAAAUUUUUGGCUUAUACAUUCUAUAUUUUAUGUUUUCACAUUUGGUAUAAGCAGUUAAUUUUAUUUAAUUUGAACGUUGGAUCAAUAUUUUUCAAUAAAUAAGACUAUUGUUAUGCUGAAAACCCAGCUAGCCGUGAAGCUAUUUCCUAAAGUCUUUUGUCGUAAUGGGUUUGAUACUGAUCAGCACACACAUCAAAUUUGUCAUUUCAGGUUAAUCAGUUAAUCAUGUUAAAAUGGAAGAUAGUGAGAGACAGACCGCCAGAGAGUGAGAACUUAAUACUUCAGCGCCUGUCAUUGCGACUACGAGUCAGACAGUGAGAGAGAUUUCAAGAUUUUGACUUUAGAUUUUAGGGUUUACGUUUUAUAAUUCAUAAAUUGUAACAAGGUAUAACGAUAUCUUUACAAUUUUGAUUGAACUAUCUCAAUUUUGAUGGUUCUAUUUAGUUCAGUUGACUGGUUUUAAAAUUAUAUGAUUUAGAUUUUUUUUCUUAUUCUGCACAUCGAAAAUUAUAUUUGUAUAUAUAUUAAAUUGGUGUAUUCAACUGAACAAUUUUGUUCAAAAUGUAUUUUGAUCGCUUAAUACUGUAAAAUGUAUAUCUAUUCUUCCUAUAAAUCCAAUAGACAGUUUGUAGCAAUUUGUUACCUACAUUUUAAAUUCACCCUUUUAAAUUACCAAAUUUUGUUAUUUUUAAUUUACAUAUUCACUAUUUAAAUGAAACAAAGAUGAAUUUUAUUAAAAUAUAAAUAAAUAUAAUUAUUGAGUAUAUACAUUCAAUUAAUAUUAAUUAGUAUAGUUUUAGUAAAAAGUUAACUCUCCGCGCGAAUGCGCGGAUUUGUUUCCUAGUAUAAUAUAAUGCAAAACGAUUUGUUUCUAUAAUCCCAUUAAACCUAUGUUAGUGGUCACCACUUAAGUUUCAUUAAUAAAUCAGUCAGCAUUUUAGAUCGUUGACCGUGGAGUGGUUAGACUAUUAUGAAAAGCCGAACGAGAUGCUGACGCGUGUCAUUCUGAUUAAGAAAGAGAUAUGUCUGUUGCCUGAUUUGUGCUUCCCCCUAAUAAACAGCAAAACCCCGUUUCAAGUUGAAGAAGCCAACUUCUGAAACAAUGCAAAUAGGAGAUGAUAAUCCCAGGAUCAUGUUCGGUGUGAUCAUCACCGUUUACGUUGAUCGUCAAACGACGACCGUCCGAUCGUUUCGAGCGAGACCGAGGAAUGAAGGGAUGUGGAAGCGUGGGAUCGGAAGGACGAAGGGAUAUGAUCGGAGAGCGAAUCUUUUAGCUUAUAUUCGUCAGCUGAGGUCUGAAAGUCAAGGCGGAGAUUCAAAACGCGACGGCGUAGAGUGUGAAAACGUACCCGACCGGCCGAACGCGAAGAAGAAGAAACGAAGGUGGAUAAGAAAAAUGAUGAGUAAGUUCCGGUUACCGUUUCUCCGGCCAUUUAGACGGAAAAACAGGACGUUCAGAUACCGCCACUUUGUUCCAGAUGAAGAAGAGAGAGAAGCAAAGAGCAGAGCUUACAGUUCAGAUCUUUGGAAAAAGCUUAAACAUGUGGUCGGAGGGUUAUCACGCGGCUGCAUACGAAGUAGAAAAGACUCAUGAAGACAAUUUCAAGAAACAGACUGCUGUCCGAAGUUAGCAGUGAGGAAUGAUUACAUCUUUUUUUCUUUCCACAUAACCUUUUUACUGUUCUUCCAGAACUUGAGGACAAAUCAAUACAUAAAAACAUGAAAUCAAAAGAAACUGGAAAAAGGCAUAAGAGCCUUAUUAAGAGUACAACAAUGCAUAAACAAGAAUACAAUUACAGAAAAUACAUAUUUACAUGAAACUA
Molecule: messenger RNA, 5752 nt
Organism: Brassica napus (rape)
Lineage: Eukaryota; Viridiplantae; Streptophyta; Magnoliopsida; Brassicales; Brassicaceae
Exons: 3
Coding region: 5032-5523 (163 amino acids)
Source: RefSeq, a predicted model, not a curated record